Molecule: messenger RNA, 2458 nt
Organism: Octopus sinensis (East Asian common octopus)
Lineage: Eukaryota; Metazoa; Mollusca; Cephalopoda; Octopoda; Octopodidae
Product: zinc finger protein 836-like
Exons: 3
Coding region: 316-2244 (642 amino acids)
Biological process (GO): regulation of transcription by RNA polymerase II
Molecular function (GO): DNA-binding transcription factor activity; RNA polymerase II cis-regulatory region sequence-specific DNA binding
Source: RefSeq, a predicted model, not a curated record
CGCACAUUCAUGACCAUCCCAUUCAUAUAUAAUUGUAAACAUCCGGUUCCGGCACGCCAUCUUCCUACGUUUGUUUCUUAUUAUUUACACAGCUCUGCAUCUGAACACCCUUUCAUGUACAAGGAUAUAUGAUGGUAUCAAAACUUUGAAGAGUGAAGAAUGGCAUUAUCAAAGAUACAGGGAAUCAUGUUUCACAAAAAUCACAUUGAAGAAACUGUACCCUAAUUUUGAAAAUAAAGAAGAAUAAAAGAAUUAUUUCUCUGUUGAGAAUUACAGGAUAAGGUUUUCUACUUUUCUGAAGGAGAUUUGAAAAUUAUGGAGGAGAAACUGAGUGAGGAUCAGUUCCAUAAGAAAAGACAAAGUGAUAAUGAUGUUUCUCAUCAAACAGAUAAGACAUCAUACAUGUGUGACAUCUGUGGGAAGUCUUUUAAAGUUAAGAGGUAUUUUGUUCGACAUCAGUCUGUUCACAAAAGCCAGAAACCAUACCAUUGUGAUAUUUGUGGUAAAUCAUAUGCUUUAAAUAGUAGUUUGUCUAAACAUAAACGUAGUCACACUGGAGAGAGACCAUACUGUUGUGAUAUUUGUGGCCACAGUUGCAUUUUUAAAUUUUCUUUAAUUAUACACAAACGUACUCACACAGGAGAAAAACCAUAUGAUUGUGAUAUUUGUGGUAAGAAAUUCUCUACUAGUGGUGCUGUAACAACGCAUAGAAUUAUUCAUACAGGCAACAAACGGAAACUGUGCCAGUGUGACAUUUGUGGUAAGACUUUCUCCCAAGAUAACAAUUUAGUGAUACAUAAACGUGUUCACACAGGAGAGAAACCGUAUCAUUGUGAUAUCUGUGGUAAAACUUUCUCUGUUAAAUGUUCUUUAACUAUACACAGACGUAAUCACACUGGAGAAAAACCAUACCGGUGUGAUAUCUGUGGUAAAACAUUCUCUGGCAGUACUCUGGUAUCAACACACAAGCUUACUCACUCAGACAAGAAACCGUACAAAUGUGAUGUUUGUGACAAAGCAUUUCAUCUGAAUAGCCUUUUGAAUAAACACAAACGUAUUCACACAGGUGAGAAACCAUAUCAGUGUGAUAUUUGUGGUAAGUCAUUCUCACAAACUUCAAAUUUAAAGGCCCAUAAACGUAUUCAUACAGGAGAAAAACCAUAUCACUGUGAUAUUUGUGGUAAAAAGUUCUCUAUAAAUAUACAUUUAACUAAUCACAAAAAUAGUCACACUGGGAUAAAACGAUAUCCCUGUGAUAUUUGUGGUAAAGCAUUCUCUCAAAGAGGCAAUUUAAAGAUUCAUCAACUUCUUCAUACGGGUGAAAAACCAUAUCACUGUGAUACAUGUGGUAAAAAUUUCUCUACAAGUCAGUAUUUAUCAAAUCACAAACGUACUCAUGCAGAGGUAAAAACCUGCCACUGUGAUAUUUGUGGUAAAGCAUUCUCUCGAAAUAGGGAGUUAUUGAUCCAUAAUCGUAUUCACACAGGUGAGAAACCAUACCAUUGCAAUAUUUGUGGUAAAUCUUUCACUACAAAUGGUCAUUUAACUAAACACAAACGUGUUCAUACAGGAGAGAAACCGUACCAUUGUGAUAUCUGUGGUAGAAUGUUCUCUGGUAGUUCUAAUUUAUUGACCCAUAAACGUAUUCACUCAGGAGAAAAACCAUUCCACUGUGAUAUUUGUGGUAAAAGUUUCACUGUAAGUGGAACCCUAUCCAGACACAAACGUAUUCACACAGGUGAAAAACCUUACCAUUGUGAUAUUUGUGGUAAAACCUUCACUGAUCAUAGUUCCCUGCAUUCUCAUAAACGUGUUCAUACUGGUGAUAGGCCAUAUUGUUGUAAUAUUUGUGGUAAAACAUUCACUGCCAGUGUUUCAUUGUCUGCACACCAUAUUGCUCAUACAGGAGAAAAACCAUAUGGUUGUGAUAUCUGUGGUAAAUCAUUCUCACGAUCUUGUAAUUUAUCGAGGCAUAAGCAUCUUCACACAGGAAAGAAACCGUAUGAUUGUGAUUCAUGUGAAAAAACUUUCAGUUCUAAUUAUGAUUUAGCCAUACACAAACGUAUUCACACAGGAGAGAAACCAUACCCCUGUGAUAUCUGUGGUAAUGCAUUUGCUCAGAAGAGUCAUCUAUUGAGGCAUAAACGUAUUCACACAGGGGAUAAGCCUUAUCACUGUGGUAUUUGUAAUAAAGCAUUCUCUCAACAAAGUACUUUAUCAACCCAUAAACGCAUACACAAAUGAGAAACUGUACCUCUGAUGUUUUAUUGUCCUUUUGUGAUUAAUCUACCUGUAAUUUCAAUAAAUAUAGCAAUCAAAUAUUUUUUGACCCAACAAACACAGAAUAAGUUUUGUUUCUGUACCUGUAUAUUCAUCAUCAUCUACAAUUACAAAAUAUAUUUGUGCUUCCUUCACUAAGUAACUCUCUCAUAAUAAAGUCAACCAUUAAAGAACAGAA